AGUCGCUUAUAUUUUUAAUCUCAAACUGUUUACAAAGACGAUUCUUAUAUUAAAGGAAGAUGUUGAGAAAUGAAGAUCAAUCAUCAAUCUCUCUAUUUAUAUGUUUCUAAUUUCUUCUACUCUAUUCAUAUCAAUAUUCCAUAAUCCUUAUUAAUCUCUCCAUCAUGACGACUAAGAAAAUCGAGAUCAAAGUGAAUAUCGAUUGUGAGAAAUGCAAACAUGCAAUCAUGGAGGCUGUUACAGAGCUAGAAGGUGUGAAUAUAGUUUCACUGGAUCAAGAGAAGGGUAUACUAACCGUGGUGGGUACUAUGGAUCCGGUCUGCGUAGCGGAACAGCUUAGGAAGGUUAAACAGAAACCAGUAGUAAUCAGCGUCGGACCACCAAAAAAACCAGACCCAAAAAAACCAGACCCCAAGAAGGACCCUUGUUUCCCUUACUACUAUUACACCCCCCGUGACAUGAUAUCAGUCAAUACCUAUGAGAGCGGAAGCGGCUGCACCAUCGUUUGAAUCCUGUCUCUCUUCUCUUUGUCUCCAUGUAAAAUCCUGCAAUCUUUAGUCGAUAAUUUUUUUUUUUUGUGAUCCUGUUAUAUCAUACUAUGUGAUGAAUCUUUGUUAGUGGCUCCUCUUGAACCAAGUAAUAUCAUUAGAUAAUACAUCAUUUAA
This is a messenger RNA of Arabidopsis lyrata subsp. lyrata, 665 nucleotides long. RefSeq names its product heavy metal-associated isoprenylated plant protein 2. The transcript has 3 exons. The record is from RefSeq and is a predicted model, not a curated record. Gene Ontology annotation, molecular function: metal ion binding. Bases 165 to 509 code for a protein of 114 amino acids. NCBI's taxonomy places the organism in Eukaryota, Viridiplantae, Streptophyta, Magnoliopsida, Brassicales, Brassicaceae.